UUCCCUGUUCUUCCCCGCCGUUCGCUCCUCGCUUUCUUUCCAGUUCCGGCCGCGAGGAGCUUAGUUUGUGGUUGGAGGCCUAGUUCAGCGCGUGGCGCAGGCGCAGCGCGAGAGGCGCGCGCGGCGGCCAGUCCUCGGCUGUCCCACUUUUUGUCCCUGUCCUUGGCCCCCUCGCUGACAGUCCCGCGUCUCCCUCACGCCCUCCUCACCGUCCUCGUCGCGCGCCUUGGCUAGGCGCCGGCCCUGGUCACUCGGCACAUAAGCCCGCCAGAGAGCGAGGCCAACGGCCGCGACCGCUUCCAGCAACUUGACCACCUCCGCUCGGGUCCCAGCCCCUCUCAGACCGUGCCAUGGGUGACAGUGACGAUGAAUAUGAUCGAAGGCGCAGGGACAAGUUCAGAAGAGAGCGCAGCGACUACGACCGAUCCCGUGAGAGAGAUGAAAGACGUCGAGGAGACGAUUGGAAUGACCGAGAGUGGGAUCGUGGCCGAGAGCGCCGCAGUCGGGGUGAAUAUCGUGACUAUGACCGGAAUCGGCGGGAACGCUUCUCUCCACCGCGCCAUGAACUCAGCCCUCCACAGAAGCGCAUGAGGAGAGACUGGGAUGAGCACAGCUCUGACCCAUACCACAGUGGCUAUGAGAUGCCCUAUGCUGGGGGGGGUGGGGGCCCAACUUAUGGCCCCCCUCAGCCCUGGGGCCACCCUGACGUCCACAUCAUGCAGCACCAUGUACUGCCUAUCCAGGCCAGGACAGAGGCGGUGAAGCGGUACAAUGACUACAAGCUAGAUUUUCGAAGGCAGCAGAUGCAGGAUUUCUUCCUGGCUCAUAAAGAUGAGGAGUGGUUUCGGUCUAAGUACCACCCAGAUGAGGUGGGGAAGCGUCGGCAGGAGGCCCGGGGGGCCCUGCAAAACCGGCUGAGGGUAUUUCUAUCCCUUAUGGAAAGUGGCUGGUUUGAUAAUCUUCUUCUGGACAUAGACAAAGCUGAUGGCAUUGUCAAGAUGCUGGAUGCAGCUGUGAUUAAGAUGGAAGGAGGCACAGAAAAUGAUCUACGUAUCCUAGAGCAAGAGGAGGAGGAGGAACAGGCAGGAAAACCUGGGGAGCCCAGCAAGAAAGAGGAAGGCCGGGUUGGACCAGGCCUGGGAGAUGGCGAGCGCAAGGCCAAUGACAAAGACGACAAGAAAGAAGAUGGCAAACAGGCUGAAAAUGACAGUUCUAAUGAUGACAAAACUAAGAAAUCUGAGGGUGAUGGAGACAAGGAAGAGAAGAAAGAAGACUCUGAGAAAGAAGCUAAAAAGAGUAGCAAGAAGCGGAAUAGGAAACACAGUGGUGAUGACAGCUUUGAUGAAGGCAGUGUGUCUGAGUCUGAGUCUGAGUCUGAGAGUGGCCAAGCUGAGGAGGAGAAAGAGGAGGCUGAAGAAGCACACAAGGAAAAGGAAAAGCCCAAGGAAGAAGAAAGAGAGAAGCCCAAGGACACUGCAGGGCCGGAAUGUAAGCCCCGGCCCUUGCAUAAGACUUGCUCUCUCUUCAUGCGCAAUAUCGCACCUAACAUCUCCCGGGCUGAGAUCAUUUCUCUUUGUAAAAGAUACCCAGGCUUUAUGCGUGUGGCACUAUCGGAGCCCCAGCCUGAGAGGAGGUUUUUCCGUCGUGGCUGGGUAACCUUCGACCGCAGUGUUAACAUUAAAGAGAUCUGUUGGAACCUGCAGAAUAUCCGACUUCGGGAAUGUGAGCUGAGCCCUGGUGUGAAUAGAGACUUGACCCGUCGUGUCCGCAACAUCAAUGGCAUUACGCAACACAAGCAGAUCGUGCGCAAUGACAUCAAGCUAGCAGCCAAGCUAAUCCACACGCUGGAUGACAGGACCCAGCUCUGGGCCUCUGAGCCUGGGACACCUCCUCUGCCAACAAGUCUGCCCUCACAAAACCCAAUCUUGAAGAAUAUCACUGACUACCUGAUCGAGGAAGUAAGUGCUGAGGAAGAGGAGCUGCUGGGGAGCAGUGGGGGAGCCCCCCCUGAGGAGCCACCCAAGGAAGGGAACCCAGCAGAGAUCAACGUGGAGCGGGAUGAAAAACUGAUCAAGGUUUUAGACAAACUCCUUCUCUAUUUGCGCAUUGUGCAUUCCCUGGAUUAUUAUAACACCUGCGAGUACCCUAAUGAGGAUGAAAUGCCUAAUCGUUGUGGCAUCAUCCAUGUUCGGGGGCCCAUGCCUCCCAACCGUAUCAGUCAUGGAGAGGUGCUGGAGUGGCAAAAGACGUUCGAGGAGAAGCUGACUCCAUUGCUGAGUGUGCGGGAAUCUCUCUCAGAGGAAGAAGCCCAGAAAAUGGGGCGGAAAGACCCUGAACAGGAAGUGGAAAAGUUUGUCACUUCUAACACCCAGGAACUGGGCAAGGAUAAGUGGCUUUGUCCUCUCAGUGGCAAGAAAUUCAAGGGUCCUGAGUUUGUACGCAAACAUAUCUUCAACAAGCAUGCAGAGAAGAUUGAGGAAGUAAAGAAGGAGGUGGCAUUUUUCAACAACUUCCUCACUGAUGCUAAGCGCCCGGCUCUGCCUGAGAUCAAGCCAGCUCAGCCACCUGGCCCUGCCCAGAGCCUGACCCCGGGACUCCCCUACCCACACCAGACUCCCCAGGGCCUGAUGCCCUAUGGUCAGCCCCGGCCCCCCAUCUUGGGCUAUGGAGCUGGUGCUGUCCGCCCCGCAGUCCCCACUGGCGGGCCUCCAUAUCCCCAUGCUCCGUAUGGUGCUGGCCGGGGGAACUAUGAUGCCUUUCGAGGCCAGGGAGGUUAUCCUGGGAAACCUCGCAGCAGGUUGGUUCGUGGAGACCCAAGGGCCAUUGUUGAAUAUCGUGACCUGGAUGCUCCAGAUGAUGUUGAUUUCUUUUGAGCCACCCACUUUCCCCACUCUUGGUGUCAUCUAUAUGUGACUGCCUUGUCCCAUCCAGCUCUGAGAAUUUUUGUAUGUUCAGCCUUACUGCCAAUAGAAGCACUUCCACAGUGAA
Molecule: messenger RNA, 2988 nt
Organism: Tupaia belangeri chinensis (Chinese tree shrew)
Lineage: Eukaryota; Metazoa; Chordata; Mammalia; Scandentia; Tupaiidae
Gene: SRRT
Product: serrate, RNA effector molecule
Biological process (GO): primary miRNA processing; mRNA processing
Cellular component (GO): nuclear body
Molecular function (GO): nucleic acid binding
Source: RefSeq, a predicted model, not a curated record